CAACCGUGAGCAUUGUUUGAGCGAAUAACUACUUUGUAAUGUUGGAGGACAAUGAACGAUUUAUUAUAUAUCCUGGGGAGGCUGAGUUGUUUAUACGGUCCAUGGAACUCGUAAAAUAUGAAGAUUUUGGUUUAGAAAGAUGGUUUAAUUAUCAUGGGUAUUUAAACAAGAUAAAUAUGCAGGCUUUUACUUCGGCUCGUAGUCAGUCAGACGAAUUUAUCAAAGAGUUUCUUGUUAAUCAUCAGAAGAUACCAAUUCUAGUCCAUGAUCUUAUUAUGGUCGAACUUUGGAAGCAAAAGGUGUUUAAGUUAUUAUUAAGUGAUAAAGAGGAACCAACAUCUGCAUUUCCUCUGUAUACUAUCAUUUAUCAUGAAUUAUUGGUGGCAAAUUUACUAGAAACUGUAACUUAUCAUAAUGAUGCAGUAGAAACGUUAGGAGAUUCAGUUACUGAUUUGGGAGAUUGGUGUUAUCGAUCAUUGUGUCAUUUGGUAAUUCAAUCUGCAUCGGAGAAGGAAAAAUCAAUAUAUUUCGAAUUAAAAAAUAAGGUUAGUGAGUCCAGUAAUUUGAAGGACUUAGAUCGUCAAUAUAAGGUUAUAGAGUAUGAAAAGGGCUUCAAAGCUAUUACGAUUGUUAGACAUUUGUUUGAAAAUUGUUUAAAUUCAAACAGUGGAUUACCUCUGAGCAUUGGACGUCGUUUACUUUACACACAUGAUAUCCCAAUUACACUUUGUCAAUUACUUGAACAAACACCAUGGAUAAUAAUUGGUUACGACAAAUCUAACAAACAACGUCGUCAACAUAUUUGGCAUGAAAACGGCUCAUGGAUACCAGAUGACAAAACAUCGUGCAUUAUUCAUAAACCAGAAGCACAGAUAUGGUUAUGUCUGUUUCAAAUCUUAUUAGCCAAUAGUUCUUCCCUAAAAUAUGACUGUUCAGUUGGCCACAGAAGAGCAGCUUUAUUGAAACUACGUCCUCUACUUACUGAAGUAAAACUAGAUGUUUUGCCUGUCUUGAUUGACCUGCGACGCUUUUUAGAGCAUUUAAGUUUUAAUGAAUCAUAUGGAGGCACAGGCGAUAAAAUUAAUAUGUGUCUUAUUGAACUGGUGCCAGAAAUUCGUGAAUCUUUGAUUAGCAAGUAUAGAAAUAAAUGGAGGAAACUCGUGGCAUUAUUCAAAGAACAAACUGAAUCUAACCAUGGAAAAAACGCUGCGAAAAAGGCAGCAAUGCAGUGGACUGACACGUUUUCUGAAGAAAAUCUCAGUCAAUUACUUUCUUCCUCAUUAGGCAAUUUAGCCGAUGACAAUCCACAGUAUCCAGCACCAAGAUGUCCAACAUGUGGGGAAAUUGCAUCUAAACGGUGUUCAAGAUGCCGUCAGGAGUGGUAUUGUGGCCGAGAAUGUCAAGUAAGGCACUGGCCAAAGCAUAAGAAAGCUUGCGAUUUAUUAACCGAAGCAAUAACUUCUGAUAAAAAUAUAAAUUAUUAAUUUUUGUGGCAAUGUUCUUACAAUUUUUAAUGUACAUAUUAAUAGUACCCGUAUAAACAAUAAUAUAAACUUUGUAAUGUGA
Molecule: messenger RNA, 1566 nt
Organism: Schistosoma turkestanicum
Lineage: Eukaryota; Metazoa; Platyhelminthes; Trematoda; Strigeidida; Schistosomatidae
Source: the annotation of a GenBank genome assembly